Monomorium pharaonis (pharaoh ant) is the source of this 617-nucleotide messenger RNA. It is a transcript of the gene GatC, whose product is annotated as glutamyl-tRNA(Gln) amidotransferase subunit C, mitochondrial. Gene Ontology annotation, cellular component: glutamyl-tRNA(Gln) amidotransferase complex; mitochondrion. The transcript has a single exon. The record is from RefSeq and is a predicted model, not a curated record. Gene Ontology annotation, biological process: mitochondrial translation; regulation of translational fidelity; glutaminyl-tRNAGln biosynthesis via transamidation. Lineage: Eukaryota; Metazoa; Arthropoda; Insecta; Hymenoptera; Formicidae. The coding region runs from base 38 to 583 and encodes 181 amino acids. Gene Ontology annotation, molecular function: glutaminyl-tRNA synthase (glutamine-hydrolyzing) activity.
GAUCUGUCAGAUUGACUCGGAUGAGUUGUCGUUGAGCAUGGCCUUGCUGCGACGAAUCCGGCCAGCGUACGGACUCUUCCGCGAAGGUGUUGUUAUCCUUCCUCAUCGAGGUAACGUAACGUCUUUCAAAACGUUCUAUUUUUCAACGGUGCUCACGAGACAGCAGCAGCAGCAUCAACAACAGAAACCAGAAAGCAAUAACGAGGUGAGGAAUAACGAUAACGACGACAGCCGGUUGUCGAGCGGUGACAAGAGACCGGUCAUUGACGAGGCAACGAUUAGGAAGAUCGAAAGAUUGGCGCUGGUCGGCUACGAGUACGAUCGGAGCAAGCGGGUGCUAGAGGAAACGGUAGCAUUCGCCGAGCGACUGCGGACAGCUCGCAUCGACGACGAGACGGUGCGCCCGAUGUACAGCACCCUCGAGAACGAGUGCAUCCACCUCAGGGACGACGUGGCGCGACGCGACGUCGAUCGGCGCGAGAUACUGAAGAACGCCGCAGUGCUGGAGGAGGAGUACUUUGUCGCACCCUUGGUGACAACGUGCAAGGAGAAGGAGAGCAAACCGAAAAACGAUGAGUCUUGAGGCUAUGUUGAGAGCCGUCGGUCCGCACUUUCUC